UGUAAAUAUAACACGGUUAAACAAUAUUAUUGAAAAAAUGGCAACUCCGUUAGUUGAUGUUUAUGUGAAAUUACCGACAGGUCGUACUUCAGUUUUGAAAUUAUUACCCACUGAACAAGUAAAAAGAAUUAAUGAACAGAUUGCAAACGAAGAAGAAAUUAUCCCCGGGAGAGUAAGAGUGAAGUACCAAGGAAAAUUCCUUGAUAAAUCUAAAACAAUCGGAUUUCUAGGAAUUCGUCCAGAAACUAUAUUAAAAGCAGAGUUCGUAAUUCCUAGAGAUAUCAAAGUUUAUGCUAAAGUAGUUGGAGGAGGUUCAGCUCCUGUGGAUAUACAGAACAUUAGUACAUUAGAGGAUUUGAAAUCUUCUGUUGAACGCCUAGACUUAGUUUCUCCAAAAAAAGUGAAAUCAUUCAAAAGCUCCGGAACAUUUUAUCGUCCAUGUAACACACCACUAUAUGAAACAAGUAUUAAAGAGGAAAGUGUUAUAGAAGUAACUAUCUGCGACAAAACAGACGACAGAACAGAAGCAGAACCAGCUCAAGAUACAGAUCACAAAGCUAUUGAUGGUGAUUUAAAAGAUGCCGUCCUCUCAAGUUUCGAGACGAAUGGAAAGAAUGUUGAAGUAGUGUUCUCCUUUGACACAACUGGCAGUAUGAGUCAGUAUCUUGGGAGUGUGAGGACAAAAUUAAAAGAAACUUGUCAACGACUUGUAAGAGACAUACCAAAUAUAAAAAUUGGAAUUAUGGCUCACGGUGAUUAUUGUGAUUAUAAUAACUACGUCAUUAAGAUUCAGGACCUGACAUCAGACGUUCAACAGCUGGUAGAUUUUGCUUCCAGUACCCCAUCAACUGGUGGAGGUGAUUCACCAGAGUGUUAUGAGUGGGCAUUACAUAAAGCUCAACAGCUGGACUGGUCAGAAGAUUCUGCCAAGGCUUUGGUUCUUAUUGGAGACUGUGAGCCACACCCACCAUCUUAUACAGAACAGAAAAUCAAUUGGCACACAGAAUUAGAUGUCUUAAAGGGGAUGGGAGUAAAGGUUUAUGGUGUAUUUUGCAAUAGUUCAGAAGGAAACGCCAAGAAGUUUUAUGAAGAGUUAGCAGAUCGUACCGGUGGAUGCCUUCUUAGAUUAGCUAACUUCAAUUUAAUUACAGAAAUGUUUUUGGGAGUGUGUUACAAGGAGUCGAACCAGGAACAGUUAGAAGCAUUCACUGAAGAAUUAAAACUAGAAGGUAAACUAACGGAAGAAACCAAAGAUCUCAUGAAACAACUAGAAGAUACGAAACCAUCAGAAGAAAGUAUAACGGAGGACACUCCCAGUUACCUGAAAAAAUACAACUUUGAUUGGUGGAACUUUGAAAACGACCAUACUAAAACACCACAGUAUAGUUACAACUCUGAAACUGACAAAUGGAAAGAAUCCAACAUUCCUACACAAAUACAAAAGUCGACAUAUUCCCCUGCUUUAACUCCUUCUUCGUCUUCGACAUCAGGCGAAAAAAAUUCGCCAAUUAGUUGCAACUACGUUAGCAAACAUCGACAGAUCUGUCGCAAACGACGUGGAUGUAAUAUAAUGUGAACAAUGUCAGUGUGUCAACUGUAAUAAGGAAAGAGGAUAUUCUAGUUUGAGGACAGUCCUCAUAACGAGCAUGUGUAAUGCUUGGCGGGGCCAGUGUCCUUAUUAACAAGCAUAGUCAGUGUCCUUUGAACCUUUCGAAAUAUAAGCUUUCAGCUGGCAAGACAAAGACUAUCAUGCAUACGUCAAUAUCGACAUGCCACAUAAUAUAACAAAGCAUACAUUUUCAUCGAAGAGGGUCAAUAUGUCAGCUAUAAUUUGAAGAGAGAAAGAGAGAGAAAGAUUUUUAAUUCAUUUUUUGUAACUUCUAAUUAUUGUUCUUAACAAACAAAUAAAGAAAGUAAUAAAAACUAGAGUCAUUGAUUUAGUUUACAUCUGCAAUUUUAGCCAUGUUCUUAUG
Molecule: messenger RNA, 1973 nt
Organism: Mytilus californianus (California mussel)
Lineage: Eukaryota; Metazoa; Mollusca; Bivalvia; Mytilida; Mytilidae
Exons: 10
Coding region: 38-1576 (512 amino acids)
Molecular function (GO): protein binding
Source: RefSeq, a predicted model, not a curated record